Messenger RNA from Drosophila innubila, 4499 nucleotides. RefSeq names its product neuronal PAS domain-containing protein 2. Bases 995 to 3550 code for a protein of 851 amino acids. The transcript has 2 exons. Gene Ontology annotation, cellular component: nucleus; aryl hydrocarbon receptor complex. Gene Ontology annotation, molecular function: DNA-binding transcription factor activity, RNA polymerase II-specific; protein dimerization activity; RNA polymerase II cis-regulatory region sequence-specific DNA binding. The record is from RefSeq and is a predicted model, not a curated record. Lineage: Eukaryota; Metazoa; Arthropoda; Insecta; Diptera; Drosophilidae. Gene Ontology annotation, biological process: regulation of transcription by RNA polymerase II.
AUCAAACGGAACUAGCUGAACUGUCCUGUCGUGGAUGUCGAUAAGCGUGCAUGCCUAUCGAUAUAUCGAUAGAGAUAUAUUUUUUUUGCCACAAAUGUCGCCGAGCUACAUAAUUGUUUAAUAAACAAUUAAUUACUAAUAUAAACAAAAUAGUGCAUAUAGUGUGUGUGAUAUUCAAUCUAAUUGCAAAUACUUUCCAUUGAAUGGCUAACAACGGAACUAGGCGCUGUGGUUAAAGUGACAAUAACAAAAACAAUAACGAAAACAAUAACAACAACAGCACCACCAACAACAACAGCAACAACAAAAACAACAGAGCUAGAGCCACAACGCAAAGGAGAUUGAGAUUCGCAACGCAAUCAAAAAAAAAACAAAAAAAAGCAACAAAAAAUUCCACUAAAACGGAAAAUAACAUACGCUGUGUGUGUGUGAUAGAGAGUGAGGGAGUGGACCAAGGGGGAGGGGGUCGCCGCGCACAUAGCCCAAAGGUGGUUAACAGUAGCAACAAAAACAACAACAACAACAACAACAACAGUGCGAUACUACGAGCGAGACCUUGAAAACUUUAAAAAAAUAGCAACAAAUCCGCUCAAAAAAAUUAACAAAAUACGCAAACAGAGCUGAGAGAGGCGACGUCAGAGGCCGCUAAGUUAUGGAGAGUGACAAUUUUCCGCAGCGCGCCAAUUAAUAAUAAAAAGAAAAUCAAAUGCAUGGAGAAAAGCGAAUUCGAUAUCGAAUUCGGCAACCGUGAGCACGUAAACGUAAGAAUCAAAACAAGCUAACGAUUUGUAGCAAUAAUAAUAAUAAUAAUAAUAAUAAUAAUAACAGCAGCAGUUUACACACACACACUACACUCACACACACACACACACCUACACUCACACACACUACACUCACACACACACCUACACUCACACACACACAUACUACACUCACACACACACAGAGGCAUACAUUAGAAUACAAAAUAACAACAAUAACAAUAACGUGCGCAAUGGCAGCAGUAGUCGCCGCCUCAGUCAACGGCGGCAGCGGCAGUGGCAGCGGCAGCGGCAGCGGCUGCGUCGCAAUUAUGACAGCAGCGGUCGGCGAUGCGGAAUCAAACGACGUCAAUGGAGCAGCCAAUGGCAGGGAGGCGCGUAAUCUGGCGGAGAAGCAGCGUCGAGAUAAACUGAAUGCCAGCAUACAGGAGCUGGCGACAAUGGUGCCACAUGCCGCCGAGUCCACGCGGCGUCUGGACAAAACCGCCGUGCUGCGGUUCGCGACACACGGACUGCGGCUGGAGUACGUCUUUGGCAAGUCGGCGACACGACGCCGUCGAAAGCUCAAUCUCAAGCUACCCAAUGGAGGAGGCAGUAACAGUAAUAGUAAUAGUAGCAGUAGCAGUAUCAUUGCUAAUGAUACGCCACAAUUGACGGAUACGUUGAUGCAGCUACUCGACAGCUUUCUAAUCACGCUCACCUGCAAUGGACAGAUUGUGCUCGUCUCCGGCAGCGUGGAGCAGCUGCUCGGCCAUUGUCAGUCGGAUUUGUAUGGACAGAAUCUGUUGCAGAUAACGCAUCCGGAUGAUCAGGCGCUGUUGCGGCAACAGCUCAUACCACGUGACAUUGAGACGCUUUUCUAUCAGCAGCGACGGCAACAUAAGUCGCAGUCAACGUCCGCCAGCGAUGAAGAUGAUGAUGAUGACUUGGAGCAUCAUCAUCAGCAGGAUGAACUUGAGCAUCAUCAUGAGCAUCAUGAGGAUCGCACUCGGAGUCGCACUCCCAGCCCAGAGACCAUCGCCCAUCUGUCGGCCAUCGAUGAGCGUCUGCGCGCCGAUCGACGCUGCUUCACAGUUCGCUUGGCGCGCGCGUCGACGCGGGCAGAGGCGACGCGUCAUUAUGAAUGGGCGAAAAUCGAUGGCUGCUUUCGACGCAGCGACUCGUCGGUAACGGGUGGCGCCGCUGCCAAUUAUCCAAUCGUAUCGCAGCUGAUAAGACGUUCGCGUAAUAAUAAUAUUUUGGCUGCUGCUACUGCGGCAGCUGCGUCGGCAGCGACAGCGACAGCGACGCUACCGCCACCUUGCCUGCCUCAACAUGAUGCCAUCGCGCAGGCAGCGCUGCACGGCAUCAGCGGCAACGACAUCGUCCUCGUGGCCAUGGUCCGCAUCAUGCGGGAAAGCUCCACCAACCUGAGCCUCAUGUGCCGUCAGCCGGAGCCGUAUCAGCUGGAAUACCGCACACGGCAUCUCAUCGACGGCAGCAUCAUUGACUGUGAUCAGCGCAUUGGCAUCGUUGCCGGCUACAUGAAGGAUGAGGUGCGCAACCUGAGCCCGUUCAGCUUUAUGCACCUGGACGAUGUACGCUGGGUGAUUGUGGCAUUGCGGCAGAUGUACGAUUGCAAUAGCGAUUACGGCGAGAGCUGUUAUCGCUUGCUAUCUCGAAAUGGACACUUUAUUUACCUGCAAUCGAAGGGAUUCCUUGAGAUUGACAAGAGCAGCAACAAGGUGCAUUCAUUUCUCUGUGUCAACACAUUGCUGGACGAGGAGGCGGGCAAACAGAAGGUGCAGGAGAUGAAGAACAAAUUCUCGACGAUCAUUAAAGCUGAUAUACCCACACACACCAGUCCCGAUUUGCCCGCCUCAAGAGCGCCACAGCAGCUGGAGAGGAUUGUGCUAUAUCUCAUUGAGAAUCUGCAAAAGACGGCGAAUGGAAAUGGGCAUGGAAAUGGGAGUGUGCAUGGCAUAGAUGAUGUCAACAUGGAUGCCAUGGAUGAUGGUUGUUGCAGCUCACCCGCCUCCUCCAGCAACACGGCCUUGACGCUGGAGGAGCAGGCGCCAUCGCCAGCUCAAUUGGCGCUGGUGCCGCCAGCUCCUAAUCAUGUCAAGCAUUCAAUAUCGAAAUCGGUGAAUGUGGUGAAUGUAACAUCGGCCCGCAAUUUACAGUACCAACAACAGCAGCAGCAGCAGCAGCAGCAGCAACAGAAGCUACAACAACAGCAACGCAGUGUUGCAACGGGCGUCAUACGUCAAGUGAGCUGUUGCCUCAGUGAGAGCUCCACAUUGUCGCCGGCGAGUGCGUGCAGCCUGGAGCUGCCGGAUGAGGCCAGCAGCAAUGCAUCCCCGCCACCAGCAACAGUUGCAACAGCAACAGCAACUACUCCAAGAGUCAGCGUGCUGCAAAGAUUAAUGACAACGCCAACAAAGUCAGCAGCGGGUGGAGCAGCAGCGGGCGGUGUCACAAAUGUUGUGGGAGUGGCAGCGGAAGCUGGAGCAACUGCAGCAGCAUCGCCAACGCAAUUGCAUGCCGCACUGUCGAAUACGUUGCGCAGUCUGGACACCAAACUGCUUAGCAUGGGACAGGAGGCACAAACGCUCUACCAGCAGCAACAGCAGCAGCGCAAGACAUUGCUGCCCAAGCUGGAGCAGCAGAUGGACGCCUUUAUGCUGGAGCAUCAGAUGCAGAAGCAGCUGCUGGUCAACAUCAAAAGCGAAUACGAUGCGGCAACGACAUCGCCAGCAUCGACGCCGGUUUCAGUGAUAACCAAACAGGCGACAGACAACGUCCAGUGAGAGAGAACGGCGGAGAGCGACAGAGUGAGAGAGAGCAGCAGCAGCAACAACAAGUGUGAUUUCUGGUUGCCAGUGUUGGAAAACGGCGUACGCUUAUCGCCAACGUUUUUGCCUUUCGGAUUAGCUACAAUCUUUAUACUUAUAUACAUACAUAUAUAUUUAUUUAAAUCGAAAAAGAAAUAGCUCAGUAUUCAGUGCACGGCUGAAGCUUUGCCCUCCCCUUCCUCCUUUUUCCACCUUCCCACCUUGUCCCCUAGCACCUUCCUGCAUCCAAAAUUUACCAACACUACGCAAAACAAAACAAAACCAACAACAACAACACUUGAUACCCAGUGCAAACAGAGUACAAAAGAAAAUCAUAUAUAUAUAUAUAUUGUUUUAAGUACAGCUACUCAUUAACUUUUAACAGAUUUUAAACACCGCAAAUGCAAGCUAGAUAGAAAGAGAGAAAUAGCGAGAAGAAAAGAAAGAGUGAGAGCGAUAGAGAGAUUUUAGUUUUAUAAAUCAUUGGACAACACUGCAGCAGUCAAGUUAAAAACUAAACAAUAUUUCAAAUAAUAUAACCAAAACCGAAACGUUAAACAUUUUUCCAAAAAAUACCAAAAUUGAAGUAAGGUUUAUCGCGAUUAAAUACAUACACUCCACAUUUAUUCGUACACUCGUAAUUUUACAUCAAUUUUCUGCAUAUAAAAAAGUUAAAAAGUACCGCAACCGAUAGAACAAAAAGUAAAAUAAACAAAAUAUAGAAACUUUUACCGAAAUACUCUUUUUGAAACGUUUCGGUAAAUAAUAAUAUCCACUUGCAAUGUUUAUGCCUCACACAAACACGAUUAAUUAAUACUCAAUUAAAUACAUAAACAAUAUAUGUAUAGCUCUAAUUUUAGAAGGGGAAAUGUGAGAAACCCUAUCACCACCAACACCCCCCACCCCCUCUCUCCACAAAAAGAAA